Nestor notabilis (Kea) is the source of this 280-nucleotide messenger RNA. Its product is annotated as heterogeneous nuclear ribonucleoprotein L-like. The transcript has 2 exons. Gene Ontology annotation, molecular function: mRNA binding. Lineage: Eukaryota; Metazoa; Chordata; Aves; Psittaciformes; Psittacidae. Gene Ontology annotation, cellular component: nucleus. The record is from RefSeq and is a predicted model, not a curated record. The annotation marks the transcript as partial. Gene Ontology annotation, biological process: regulation of RNA splicing.
GACGGGGGGGGCUCAAGCCAUCCUGGAGGGUGCUGAUGACCUCGGCUCCCAGCAGGAGAACUACGAGGACCCCCACAAGACGCCGGCGUCGCCCGUGGUGCACAUCAGGGGCUUGAUCGACGGCGUCGUGGAGGCUGAUCUGGUGGAGGCGCUGCAGGAGUUCGGACCCAUCAGCUACGUGGUGGUGAUGCCCAAGAAGAGACAAGCCCUGGUGGAGUUUGAGGACAUCCUCGGCGCCUGCAACGCCGUCAACUACGCGGCCGACAACCAGAUCUACAUC